Dermatophagoides farinae (American house dust mite) is the source of this 4622-nucleotide messenger RNA. It is a transcript of the gene PAN2, whose product is annotated as PAN2-PAN3 deadenylation complex catalytic subunit PAN2. Gene Ontology annotation, molecular function: protein binding; nucleic acid binding; poly(A)-specific ribonuclease activity. Gene Ontology annotation, cellular component: P-body; PAN complex. NCBI's taxonomy places the organism in Eukaryota, Metazoa, Arthropoda, Arachnida, Sarcoptiformes, Pyroglyphidae. The record is from RefSeq and is a predicted model, not a curated record. Gene Ontology annotation, biological process: nuclear-transcribed mRNA poly(A) tail shortening.
CAAAAAAAAAACAAAACAAAAUUGUUGUUGUUGUUUGUUAUUGCCUGUCAUUUCGUCAUUUGAAAUGAUCGCACGCGAAAUACGCACAUAUAAUACCACCACCAUUCGAUUAGAAUCUGAUUUUUUGUUGUUGUUUUCAUUUUUUUUUCUGUUUAAAUGUCAAAUCAGUGCCUUCUUCUUUCAUUUCAACGUCAUUUCAUUGAACAAAUUUGAUGAAUAAAAAUCACAAUUCGAUUCGAUUAUUUUGUUUGUCUAAAAUUUUUCAAUCAAUCGAUUGUGUCAUUUUCGAAUGACAAUUAAUCAGCUGUAUGUGUGUAGUGAAAAUAUUUCACCAAAUAAAAAAAAAUUAUGAUCAAAUUAUUCGUCAAAACAACGGUCAUCAUCGACAAUAUUAAUACAAUGAUCAUUGUACCGGAAUCAUCGUUAUCAUUAACGUCAUCGAUGAUUACCUAAUUGAUUUUUUAUUUUAUUUUAAAAGUUUUGUUUUUUUUUCUUCGAUAUUUUUUUUUUUUAAAAAUUAUUAAUCAAUUAAUUCAAUUGAAUCUGCACAACGUCAACAAUUCAUAAUAGUAGCUGGAACGAGAUUAUUCAAAUUCAACAAUUGUAACCACAGCCAAUACUAUGAAUUAUCCAUUAAUUUUCUCAGCAAUCGUUGAUAUUGGUUCGAAUGUACAGCUUUCGAAAGGUUUCACUGGUGUAUCAUGCAUUACAUUCGACAAUGAACAAGAAAUUCUAUGGGCCGGUAAUUAUUCUGGUCAUAUAACUAGUUUCGUUCCAAAUACAACAACUGGUCUUACGAAAUAUACAUCAUUCCAUGUUGAUUAUGAAAGUGAUGUCAGACAAAUCGUCACCUUCAAAGAAGGAAUUUUUUCAUUAACAAAAAAUGCAUUACGUUUAUCGAAACGUCGUGGUAUUACACAAUUCACACAUAGAAAUGAACAUUUGAUGAAAGAUAUGCAAUGUAUGCUAUUGAGGAAAAAUGAUCAUAAUAAAUGUGGUGGCCAAUUAUUAAUGGCCGGUAAUCAAGAAAAACUAAUCGAAUUGGAUAUCGAAACCAUUAAGCCUAUUCGUAUGAUUGAUAUAAUGGAUGAUGAUGGUGGUGGCAUACAGAAUUGUUAUCAUAUGAAAGGACAUCCACGUUUCAUUUGUAUGGCCGAUUGUGAUGGAAAGAUUGUAUUACGUGAUUCGGAUCAAUUACGGAUCCAACAUCAAUUCAAAUCAGCUGCACCAAUAUCAGCAAUUGAUGCUUGUGGAAAUUAUCUUGUCACCAUUUCACCAUAUUCACAAUUAAUGAUGAUUUAUGAUUUACGUCAGACAAAAUUAGCAUCCGUCACACAAAUAUAUCAGCCAUCGCAUAUCAAAUUUUUAUCCCGAUUCACUACUAAAUGUUGUAUUGUAUCAAGAAAUGGUCGUUUUUCUAUUGUAGAUUUAACGAAUCCUUCAACAAUCAAUCCAAUCAAUGAUGUUCAAAUGCCUUCAUAUGAUUCUCAGGUUACCGCUUUCGAUAUAUCGGCCACCGAUCAAGCAUUUGCAUUUGGUGAUAAUCAAAAUUGCAUAUACAUACAUGGCACAUGUGAAAAAUUUGAUAUCAACACAAAUCGUAGACAACCAGAAUUUGCUGAUCCAAUAAUGCCAACACCAUAUUAUUCAUUGAUGACCACCAAUGAUCAUUAUACGCCAAUAUCGGAAAUAUCACCAUUUCCUUAUUUUGUUCUGCCAUCAAUGAUUGAUUAUAGUCAACUAGUAUCAUAUAUGCCACCACAACAAUGUCUACGUGUUUAUCGUCCUGUACCAGCAAUUGGUUCGGAAAUAUUACGAUCAAUGCGUGUUGUUGGUAAUAUUGGUUAUGUUGUUAAUUCACCGGGUGCGAAAAUUCCCACGGCAAUCAAUAAUGGCUGUUAUACAACCAAUAAUGGCAAUGGUUCAAUACGUAGUAGUCCAGAAGGCAAUGAAUUCGGAACGGAUCAAAUGCCACAUCGUUAUCAUUUUCUGGAACCAAAUCACAAUAAAGUCGAUAAAGAUGAAUAUGAUUUCUCUCGAUAUAAUAGCUCACCAUUUCCAGGACUGGAUUCAACAAUACCAAAUUCGUAUGCAAAUAAUAUGAUUCAAUGUCUGUAUUUUAUACCGGCAUUUCGUUCCUCAGUUAUAAAUCAUAUUUGUAAUCGUGAAUAUUGCCUUGUUUGUGAACUUGGUUUUCUAUUUCAUAUGCUUGAUAUUGCACCUAAACACAAUCCAUGUCAAGCAAAUAAUUUUCUUCGUGCUUUUCGUACAAUACCAGAAGUAUGUGCCUUUAAAUUAAUUGUACCAGAAGAAGAAUCUUUACGGAAGCAAUUUAACUUUUUCAAACUUACACAACAAUGGUUACGAUUCCUAUUACAUCAAUUACAUCGUGAAUCAUUACAAUCUUCUUCUUCAAACAAUAAUAACAACAACAACAACAAUUUGACCAUGCAAAUUUUGAUGGGCAAUAAUUCAUCAAAUGGCGGUGGAAACAAUCACCAUAACAAUAAUCAUGCUAAAAAUUUAUGGCCAUAUCCACAGCAGCAGCAGCAACCACAAUCACAGCAAAUGGUUGAAUCAGAAAUUGAAAAUUUAAAAAAUUCAUUUGUUACAGAAAAUUUUUCGCUCCAAUUAACUAGACAUUUUCAUUGUAUAAAAUGUCAAAAUCAAUGGAAAAGUCCAUAUAUUUCAUUUCCAGUCACAUUGAAUUAUCCGAUGAAUCAACAAAAUCAAAAUCAACAACAAUCAUUCAUUAGUUUUUCAGAGUUAUUGUUGAAUUCAAUACACACAGAACAAACGAUACAAGAAUUUUGUGAAAAAUGUCAAAAAUUUCACAAUAACAUCAUUGAACGACGAUUAAUGUCUAAAUUACCGCCAUUGUUUGCCAUCAAUACUGGUUUGGAUAAUAAAAAUGCACAAAAAUUCUGGCAAACACAAACUGAACGUUUCACAAAAAUCAUGACAAAUAAAAGAGAAAAAUAUGUUGUUACAAAUCUGGCUGAUUUAGAUAAAUUGAAACAACAACAGAAUAAUAAUUGUCAAGGAAAUGGUGGUGGCUGUGGUGGUAGCACUAGUAAUAAUAAUCAAAUGCCAUGUCGUUAUGGAAAAUUUUGUAAACGUUUAGAUUGUAAAUUUUAUCAUUCACAUCGUGAUGAUGACGAUGGAAAUGAAAAUAAUUUCUAUUCAUGGAUACCCAUGUCAAUUUUUAUAUCGAAAAAUUCAAACAAUUCUGAUGGUUCAUCAUCAUCAUCUAAAAUGCAAAUAAAAGAUGAUUAUAGUGACAAUGGUGAUCUAGAUAAAGAUAAUUAUAUUGAAUAUUCAUUAAUCAAUGUCACGUCGGUGGUAAAAUCAUCGGAAGAAACAUUUGGUAAUAUUGUCAGCGCUAUUAAAAUUGAUAAAUCAUAUUUUGAUGCUCGUCGACGUCGACAAUUGGCAAACAGAAAACGAAUUCGACGACGUUAUCAAAAUCGUUUUGUUGGUGGUGGUCAACAACAAAAUAAUAACUUUGUUGGCGAUGAUGAUGAGGAUUUAUCCGACGAAAAUGAUGAUGAAGAAUUGGAUGCAUCAAUUAUUGAUGAUAAUGAAAUGUUUACGAUUGAUAGUCGUACUAAUUCAUCGUCAUGGGAUAUGGAAAAUUUGCCGUGUUAUGAUUCCAAAAUGGAUUGGUAUCUCUUCAAUCAUUAUCUGAUUAAUCCAAUCACAAGUGAAGAAGUAGUUUCCACUGAUUUUACCUGGAAAGUACCAACAAUAUUGAUGUAUAUGAAGAAUGAUUGUAUGAAAAAUUUUCCGCAUAACAAAUUAUUACGACGUACCAAGAAUAAUAUGAUCAACACGAAUGUAUUCAAUCAAUGUUUAUCGAUAUCGCAGAAAAUUCCAAUGAAAUCAAUUUCGUUUUUGCCAUUGGAUUUAGAGAUGGAACCACCCAAAAAAGGUGAAAUCGUUGCAAUGGAUGCUGAAUUUGUUAUGCUCAAUCAUGAAGAAACUGAAUUACGAUCCGAUGGUACUAGAGCCACGAUAAGACCAUCACAUAAAUCUGUUGCGAGAAUUUCCUGUGUACGUGGAUCCGGUCAAAUGCAAGGUGUUCCCUUUAUUGAUGAUUAUAUUUCAACACAGGAUCAGGUUGCUGAUUAUAUGACAAAAUUUUCCGGAAUACAACCAGGUGAUCUGGAUGCAGCACUAUCAUCGAAACAUUUGACAACAUUGAAAUCAACGUAUCUGAAACUUCGAUUCCUGAUCGAUAAUGGUGUAAUUUUUGUUGGACAUGGUUUACGUAAUGAUUUUCGUGUCAUUAACUUGGUAGUGCCACCGGAACAAGUGAUCGAUACUGUUUAUCUGUUUCAAUCACCGAAUUCAAAACGUAUGGUAUCAUUACGAUUUUUAGCAUGGCAUUUUCUUAAUCUAAAUAUUCAAAGUGAAACACAUGAUUCAAUUGAAGAUGCUAAAACUGCGCUAGCAUUAUAUCAUAAAUAUAAAGAAUUAGAAAUGAAUGGCUGUGCUAAAGAAGCUAUUGAAAAUCUAUAUCAAAUUGGCAAAGAAUGUGGAUGGAAAAUUCCAAAUUUUUGAGUAAUUCAUAAAAAAUUGUUACGAAUGUAGUUCAUCAUCAUGAAUUUUUUUUUAAAAAG